CUUUGGGUCAUUUGAUAAAGCUCCUGCUGCACUCAGGACAGCUCUCUUCCUUCCCCUAGCAUUCAAACCAAACUGGGUGCCUGAGACCUGCAUCCAAUCUCACUCAGCACACCGUCUUCAGCUGCCGGGCUCAUGGCUCUACUGUUCACCUUGACGCUCGCCAUCUCAGCCAUUUACAUUGGAUCCUGCCUCUCAGAGGCUCCACCCAAAGUGCGGCUAGUACGAGGUCCUCACCGCUGCGAAGGGCGAGUGGAGGUAGAACGAAAUGGCCAGUGGGGGACUGUGUGUGAUGAUGACUGGGACCUGAAUGAUGUGGCUGUGGUAUGCCGGGAGCUGAAUUGUGGAGCAGCCAAAAAAACCCCAAGUGGUACAUUAUAUAAGCCAGCAGCGCCCACAAAGCAAAAAGUUCUUAUUCAAAGCGUCAGCUGCAGUGGGAUGGAAGACACGCUGACUGAAUGUGAGCAAGAUGAGGAAGUUUUUGAUUGCCUACAUGAAGAAGAUGCCGGGGCACAGUGUGAGAACCCAGACAAUGAUGUCCCUUUCACCCCGGAGAAUGUGCGACUGGUGGAUGGCCCAGGGCACUGCCAGGGCCGAGUGGAGGUGUUACACCAGGGGCAGUGGAGCAGUGUGUGCAAAGCAGGCUGGAACUUGCGGGCCUCGAAGGUGGCUUGCAGGCAGCUGGGAUGUGGGCGGGCACUACUGACCCACAGAGGCUGCAACAAGAUGGCUCAGGGCAAAGGACCCAUCUGGAUGAGCCAGAUGUCAUGUUCUGGACAAGAAGCAACCCUCAGGGACUGCCCUUUUAAGCCCUUGGAGAACAACUGUACCCACAGUGAGGACGCAUGGAUGGAAUGCGAAGAUCCCUUUGAGUUGAAGCUAGUAGGAGGAGACAGCCCCUGCUCUGGGAGGUUGGAGGUGCUACACAAGGGUACAUGGGGCUCUGUCUGUGACGAUGGCUGGGGAGAGAAGGAAGACCAAGUGGUAUGCAAGCAGCUGGGCUGUGGGAUGUCCCUCUUUGCCUCCUUCAAAGCCAGAAAAAGCUAUGGACCCGGGGCUGGCCGCAUCUGGCUGGAUGAUGUUGUAUGUUCGGGGGAAGAGCAGUCCCUGGAGUCCUGCCGGCACAGGCUGUGGGGGUAUCAUGACUGUACCCACAAGGAAGAUGUGGCAGUAAUAUGCUCAGAAAAUAUCCCGGACCUUGAUGUGUAAUCUGGAUCCCUUCCUGACCUGGAUCCCUGCUGCUUGUUCAGUUAGGCCCUGAUUCUCCAAGCGGUUAUAACUGGCCAUGGAUGUUAGCCACUUUUCCCUGAGUCUGAACAACGUGCUCCUAACUAUCACAGGGGUACACUCCUCCACAAUCAUCUCAAGAUACAAGCAGCUGUGUUCCCUUGCUGAAGAAGUGUUUCCAGUUGCCCUAUGCCUUACUUUCUUUUCCCAGACUACCUACAACUCCUGGGCCUCACAUGUGACCUGUUGUACAGGCCAUGAUUAAGGCACAACCCGUCUGUAACCAACGUUGAGGAUGUGGCAGCAAAAGGAGGUCUUGAAAGGGAAUAUGAGUGGACGGUACUUUAGAGAUGGGGAGAGAACAGACUUUUCCGAAUGCUUUUAAAAUUGUAUAGCAAGUAAAGUGAUCAUAAUAAUAAUAUUUCACUACUCUGCUAUCUCUCAGAGAAAGUAGCAGAAUGGUUUCCGUAGCCCUCAAAUGUUGAGUUCUAGAUGUCUACCCAAACCCAUAUGUUUGAAGUUUGGCGUCUGAUGCAGCAGUAUUCUGAGGGAUCUGACUGCACCACCACGUGAUACUGAUCCCUGGGCCCUUAUGAGCGGAUUAAUCACUGGUGAAUCCCACUGGGAGGUGGUAGAAGCUUCAGGAGUUGGGAUCUAGUUGGAGAAAGAUGGCCGCUGGGAUGUACAUUUGGAAGGGGAUAUUUUCUUCACAGCUGAUCCCCUUCCCUUGUUCAAGGACUGACUCUAUAUCUUAGAUAUUGUGAAUUAUACUUCAAUAAACAUGAGUAUGCAAGUA
Molecule: messenger RNA, 2020 nt
Organism: Phodopus roborovskii (desert hamster)
Lineage: Eukaryota; Metazoa; Chordata; Mammalia; Rodentia; Cricetidae
Gene: Cd5l
Product: CD5 molecule like
Exons: 6
Coding region: 133-1206 (357 amino acids)
Cellular component (GO): membrane
Source: RefSeq, a predicted model, not a curated record